AUGACCGGCCCCGGAGAUAAGACAUUCAAGCAGCUGUGGCGGGAGUUAUGCAAGGACGGAUGGAAGCCCCGCAAACCCACGCGCAUGGCCAAGCAUCACCGCUACGUGAAGCCAGGAAUCACGGGACGCGAAGCUGAACUCAUGGCAUUUGGACGUGCAUCCGGUCGUCUCCAGCAUCCACUCCCAAGCGUGCGUGUUGGCCCUGCACAUCGUCCGAUUGGCAAGCAAGCAUCGUACGAAGCUGUUGGGGAGGAACCUCCCCAUGGCCAUCCACCGCUCACCACGUCCGCGCCACCACCUUCCGUAACGGCGACUGAAUCCGCCCAAACUCCAGAAGUAAGUGCUCCUCAAGUCAGUGCACGUGUUCAACCUCUAGCGACCGCUCCGUUGACGCCGGAGGUGAAUCCGGCAGGACUACAGCCAUCGACUGAAGUUCAAGCUCAACUGGCUAUAACGGAUGGUACAGAACAAGAUGAAGCCUUGCAGGUCCACGAUCUGGAUAAUACAGAACAUGGGAAUACGGAGUUUACAGUCCCGGGGGAUACAGAACAAGAAAGGAGAAAUGAAGGCUCUGAUACAGAAUGGAACCCGCGAGAGAAAUCAACGGAAGCUGAUGAAGCAAAGAGCGAGAGUGACGACCCUGCGGAUUAUCGUGUAGAUUUUGAUGUGUUUGAUAGCGACAACUUCAUGGAGGGUCUCUGA
Molecule: messenger RNA, 702 nt
Organism: Phytophthora infestans T30-4
Lineage: Eukaryota; Oomycota; Peronosporomycetes; Peronosporales; Peronosporaceae
Exons: 2
Coding region: 1-702 (233 amino acids)
Source: RefSeq, a predicted model, not a curated record